UGAGAGCCUAUUCCUUGUCAGUUCAUCCCCAAUUCCCCGUCUGACCUGUUUCCAUUGUGCCUUGUGAUCACAUUUUCAAUAGUGGGUUUGCGGAAAUUUCUCGAAUUUGAUUGAUUGUCGUCUUCAUCGAAAUCUAUGUUAGAUCGAAAGCCCAGAGGAAGACCCACAAAAAGAUUUCUCCUUUGUAUCAUUCUUCAAUUAAUAUCUCCGUGGGUUAGGUUCUGCCAUUGAGGUUUGUUCAUGGAAGCUCUUCUUAUACCCAUCAGAUUGCGCAAAAUAGGGGAUUUAUGUCGAGAAAUGAUAUUUCGGGUUUCGUUUCGUGAAUCGGAAGAAAAGGGCUUUAAGGGCUUUGUGUUUGGUGAUUUGCGAAACCUCGUGUCAGUGAAGUUUUAGUUUUGUUUUGGGGGAUUUUAUCAUAUGGUUGAUUUGACAUUUUUUUGUUUCUGCAAAAAAUGGGGAAUGUUUGUGUUCAUAUGGUGAGCAAUUGUGUGGAGACCAAAUCAAGUUCAUGGGUUCGUCCCACAGAUUUGAUCAUGGAAAAUCCCGUGAAACAGCUCCCAGAUAAACCUCCUCAGCAAAUGGUCAUGUCAAAGGAAGAAAACACCAAGCCUGAAAGCCAAAAAACCGGUCAAGGAGACAGGAAAUUACUUGGGAAUGGAGGUGAGAAUGCGAAAAAUGUGCAGAGGCAGAAAAACUUUACAGAUUCAGAUCCAUCAGAUUCUGAGGAAGACGAAGAAACGGAUCGGACAAAGAGUACCGAACAUAAGCCGAAACCCCCUGUUGUGUCUGAAAAUGUCAGAAAGCCUCACAAUGUGAGGAGACUAUUGAGUGCAGGUUUGAAGGCUGAGUCUGUGUUGAAAACCAAGACUGGGCAUUUGAAGGAAUACUAUAACUUGGGGAGCAAGUUAGGUCAUGGGCAGUUCGGGACGACUUUCCUCUGCAUUGAGAAGGGAACAGGUGAGGAAUAUGCCUGCAAAUCGAUUCAGAAGAGGAAGCUAGAGACCGAAGAAGACGUGGAUGAUGUCAGAAGGGAGAUUGAGAUAAUGUACCAUUUGUUUGGUCAACCUAAUGUAAUUUCCAUCAAAGGAGCUUAUGAGGAUUCUGUGGCGGUUCACAUGGUGAUGGAGUUGUGCAGAGGAGGAGAGCUUUUCGAUAGAAUUGUGGCGAGAGGGCAUUACACAGAGAGAAAGGCUGCUCAAUUGGCUAAAAUCAUCCUUACUGUGGUACAGACCUGCCAUUCUUUAGGCGUUAUGCACCGAGAUCUUAAACCCGAGAACUUUCUUUUUGUUAACGAUCAUGAGGAUUCUCCUCUUAAGGCUAUAGAUUUUGGGUUAUCUGUGUUCUUCAAACCCGGGGAGACUUUUAGCGAUAUCGUUGGAAGCCCUUACUAUGUUGCACCUGAAGUUCUGAAUAAGAGUUACGGUCUAGAAGCCGAUAUCUGGAGCGCUGGUGUGAUGAUUUACGUGUUGUUAUCAGGAUCAGCUCCAUUUUGGGGAGAAACUGAAGAAGAAAUAUUCUACGAGGUUUUGCAUGGUGAUCUUGAUUUGUCAUCGGAUCCAUGGCCAGAAGUCUCCGAGAACGCGAAAGAUUUGAUCAGGAAGAUGCUCGAAAGAAACCCAGGAAGAAGAUUAACUGCUCAUCAAGUCUUGUCACAUCCUUGGAUUCAGGAUGAAGGAUCGACUCCAGAUAGACCCCUUGACCCGGGAAUCUUGACUCGGUUAAAGAGAUUUUCAGCAACAGACAAGCUCAAGAAGAUGGGUUUAAUGAUAAUAGCCGAGAGUCUUUCAAAAGAAAAGAUUCACGGGCUCAAAGAAACGUUCAAUACGAUAGACAAAGACCUUAACGGGCGAAUAACUUACAAAGAACUCAAAAACGGGUUGGAGAAAUUCGGUGUAAAUCUUGAUCAUUCUGAGAUCAUUGCCCUUAUGGAAGCUGCUGAUAUUCACGAUAACGAUAAAAUAAACUACGGAGAAUUCAUAGCUGCAAUUGUUCGCCUGAAACAGAUCGAUGGCAAGAAAGAAGAGGAACACAUUUUUGCAGAGUCCAAGUGUCUUGAAAACGAUUACACAAGGUGAGGUUUCGGCAACUGUGUAAGGAAAGCAAUCCGCAUCGGAGAAAGAAGUGAUCUAUGAAGCUGAUCUGAGCAAUGAUGGGGAUGUGAAUCAUCACAGCAUAAGGGAACUUGAUGAUCACGAGCUUGAUGAAAAUCAACUUGACCAACAAAGAAAUUUUCUUUUUUUAGUUUAUAUUUUUUCUCAUUUUCUUCCAUAUAUUUGAUUCCUCUUUAUAU
Messenger RNA from Tarenaya hassleriana, 2290 nucleotides. RefSeq names its product calcium-dependent protein kinase 25. The coding region runs from base 453 to 2075 and encodes 540 amino acids. The transcript has 7 exons. Gene Ontology annotation, cellular component: cytoplasm; nucleus. The record is from RefSeq and is a predicted model, not a curated record. NCBI's taxonomy places the organism in Eukaryota, Viridiplantae, Streptophyta, Magnoliopsida, Brassicales, Cleomaceae. Gene Ontology annotation, biological process: intracellular signal transduction; protein autophosphorylation; peptidyl-serine phosphorylation. Gene Ontology annotation, molecular function: calcium-dependent protein serine/threonine kinase activity; calcium/calmodulin-dependent protein kinase activity; calmodulin binding.